AUUUCACCCACGCUCGUUAAUUACCGACCGCCCCAUCCCCUAUCACGCAAGAUAUCGAAGAAUCCCAAGCCAAAAUGUCUGGGUUCAAUGACAUGAUAGCUGCCCUUACAGCCCUAGAAUCGACCGCACAAGGAGAAGUCCAAGUCUCCGCCCUUAGAGGCGGCGAAUUCACCCUCCCCAAGCGGUUCUUCGUUGCGGGGGUAUCCGAGAACGAAACAGCACUUGUCCCGUCACUCUCUUUCCUCGUGGUGCAGCAGCUAGUCGACGGGGGUCGCCGACACAUCCUCUUCGAUUUGGGCUUGAGACGAAAUAUUGAGCGUUACUCGACGCCAAUACAGAGCCACACGAAGAACCGGCAGCCGAUGACUUUACUGCCGGAUGUUCGCCAGAGCUUGAUCGAUGGAGGCUUUGAUGCGGCAGCUAUCGAUGAGGUCAUUCUCAGCCACGUUCACUGGGACCAUAUUGGGACUCCCUCUGACUUUCCCAAUGCUCGUUUUCGAGUUGGUGAAGGAUCGCUCGAAUUGCUGAGCAAGGGAAUGAAUGGUCACAUGUCUCAUUCCAAUUUCCAAGCUGAUCUUUUCGAUGGCCUCAGGGUUGAAGAGAUUACGAGCCCGAGGGGAAACGAAGAAGACACAGGGUCCGCAAAGAGAUGGAAAAACUUGGGAAGGUUGAGAUUGCUGGAAAUCGGGGAGAACGACAGUGGCUCUUUAUAUGUUGUCGAUUUGCCGGGUCACUUGCCUGGUCAUCUUGGUCUUCUGGCAAGAGUAGGACCUCAGUCCUGGGUUUUGCUCAUCGGAGAUGCUUGUCACGACGCUCGUCUAUUGACAGGCGAGAUGCGGAUAGCUGAGUGGGAGGAUGGUGAGGGUCGAGCUUGUUGUAUCCAUGUGAACAAAGAAGAGGCUACAGAGACGCUGAGCAGCAUUUCAAUGUUGAAGAAAGCCUCGAUGCAAAGCGGUCUCGUAUUGCGGGUCAUUUUUGCUCAUGAUGCAGCUUGGGCAAAGAGUCACCAAGAAGCCUUUUUCCCAAGCAAGAUCGAUUGUACCCCCAGACACAGAUGAUAGAAUAGGUAUCAAGAGUUCUACCGCAAAUUGCCUUUUUUAGAAGUUGUCAAUGAUCAUGAA
Messenger RNA from Colletotrichum godetiae, 1121 nucleotides. RefSeq names its product beta-lactamase-like protein. The record is from RefSeq and is a predicted model, not a curated record. The transcript has a single exon. NCBI's taxonomy places the organism in Eukaryota, Fungi, Ascomycota, Sordariomycetes, Glomerellales, Glomerellaceae. The coding region runs from base 75 to 1058 and encodes 327 amino acids.